Messenger RNA from Penicillium macrosclerotiorum, 450 nucleotides. RefSeq lists its product as uncharacterized. Lineage: Eukaryota; Fungi; Ascomycota; Eurotiomycetes; Eurotiales; Aspergillaceae. Bases 1 to 450 code for a protein of 149 amino acids. The transcript has a single exon. The record is from RefSeq and is a predicted model, not a curated record.
AUGAGGAGGCUAAUCUUCGGCUGUUUGAAAUAUGCAGCGCAGACCAAGACGACGCUCUCUGCGGAAGACAAAGCAAUGCUUGACAGCCUCAAAAAUGCGCACCCAACUCCUCGUGAAGAGGCUACCCGGGCUGUCAUUCUGACCACACCACGCUCCUUUCACGAUCAUAUUUUGAAGCCACUAGCAGUGUAUUGGGAUAAGACACCGGAGCGAGAACACGGUACUGCGGGGAAUAAUUACCAUAAAUGCAAUUGCAUCCCCCCAAAGAUUAGCCUCCUCAUAUCGGAGGAGCUCCUUCUCCGGCUCACUAAGGUUGCUGACCACCCGAUACGGCGACGCACGUAUGAAUGGUUCAGAGGCUCAGUAUCCGAUCAGCAGUUUGAGAUCCAGACCGACGGCCUUGUUAUCGACAUUCAAAUCCCACUCUUUGAUCCAGUGAGCCAAGAGUGA